AUUUUUUCAAUAAUUUAACAGUUUAAUUAUUUAUUUAUGAUAGAAUUAAUUUAAUUUUUGGAAGAUUCGGGGGAUUUUUUAUGUUUUAUCCAAUUUAGAUAUAUCCAUUUUUACUCAUUUUACCACUGUAUUCUUACACAUUUUCAUUAUUUUACCUUUAAAAUAUUCAGAAAUUUACAUUAUUUUAUAAAUUUAUAAUAUUUGACAAAUUUAUGAUUUUUUAUUGAUUUAAUGUGAGAAUGGAUGAUUUUGAAGAAAGUUCCCAAAAUACCGAUCCUUCAACCCAAAACGUGGAGGAUGCUGAGGAUGAUGAGUCGGGAGUAUCAUAUCCAGAGAUGUUGGCGGAGGUUGUGUUGUUGACAAGUUCUCUUGGAGGAUUGAAGAAACAAUUAUUUGAAUCUGCAAGAGCUCAACAUUUGUUAGAUUGUAAAGGCUUGGUUUAUUACAUUGUUGAUGCCAAUAAAGAUCUCUCCAAUGCUACAGAUUGGAAAGAUUAUGAACUGUUUGAGAAUUGGAAAUCCGAAGGCAUCUUAAGAUUAUUCAAAGAUGAUUCCGGUAACGAUUCAGUUGUGUUACCGCAAGUGAUAAUUGAUGGAGUAUCAAUUGGUGAUCAAAAAUUCCUACAAGAUUUAGAAGAUGACGGGGAUCUAGAUUAUAUAGUGGCGAGAUUAAUAUGUCCGAAUUGUUUAUGUGAUAAGGAAACGGAAGAAGUUUCAUGUCCAAAAUGUAAAAUUGAAUACAAGAACAUUGUACCAGAGGAAUACGACGAUAAUACUUACAUCAGAAAACUUUGUCAAGGCCUGCCUUGCCAAUAAAUUCGAACUCAAAUUUUCAAAAUUUUUCAGCAAAUUUUCACAAAUUAAUAAUUUUAAAAUAAUUUUUUCAAUUUAAAAA
Messenger RNA from Theileria parva strain Muguga, 894 nucleotides. RefSeq lists its product as uncharacterized. Lineage: Eukaryota; Apicomplexa; Aconoidasida; Piroplasmida; Theileriidae. The record is from RefSeq and is a predicted model, not a curated record. The transcript has 7 exons. The coding region runs from base 240 to 815 and encodes 191 amino acids.